Sclerotinia trifoliorum is the source of this 2315-nucleotide messenger RNA. NCBI's taxonomy places the organism in Eukaryota, Fungi, Ascomycota, Leotiomycetes, Helotiales, Sclerotiniaceae. The record is from the annotation of a GenBank genome assembly.
CUCUAUCUCAAUCUAUCAUCAACAUAACAUAGCCCGCGCCGAGUGACCCACCUUCCGCCCCGCCACCAACAUCACAUAUGCAUCUCCAAAAAUCCUAACUCAACUCCCAAAUUUCUUCCCGUACUGUAUCUCAUGAUAACUACAUCAGUUUAUGCGAAAUCUUACUAGCUAUAGGUGGAUGCUCUUCUCUAUCUUACUUUAAGUUAAUGAUUAAUCCAUUAGGAAAGGGGGUCUAGUCUAGUUGGACUCACUCAUGAAUAUAUAUGGUAUAUCGGUACGCUUACUAUGAGUACGUACCUAGGUAUGGUAUAUCCAAUUUUCUGGGUAAAUAACCUUAUGCAAUGGGGCUGAAUAUUCUGUCUGUGUCAUGUUUGAUGAUGUUGGUGAAUAAGGCUGAUUGGAGAUCUAGCCCUCUUUUAGUAUCGCGGGUGGAUUGGGAAGAUAUGCUUACAGAAUGUCUACCCUCCAAUAGAAUUCAAUAUCGACCAUCUUUUUUGGGUUUAUUUCUUAUUGAAGAACCAUUUUCCAGAUCCCUGUUUGUAAGCUCCAUGCUGAAGCACUGGUCGAAAAAGGAGAAUUGAUAGAAUCUCUGGAUUUGGUGCAGUCGUUCAAUCUACUCCAAUCGUGUAGCUGGUUUUUAAAAUGAAUAGCUGCUCUUCAGCCUUAAAAAGAAUUGGCGUGUAUGUAUGCCUUCGUCCUCCCUGAAGUGUAUUAGAGGGAAUUCGAGAGGUGGAAUGAUAUAAAUGUGAGGUUCUUGCCAUCCAAUGUGAGAUAAUAUCAUUCAUCCUGUUCUGUUGAAGUUGUAUAACUAGAUUAAGUUCUUGGACCAUUUCCGUGUACCUUUAUUAUCAUAAUCUCUUUGAGUACUCUGUUCUAUACAGCACUAGCUGUGUCAUGGCAUCUCCCUCCAUCAAGAAUGUGCAUUUCGUGGGUAGCAUCUGUCUCCCUGACACAUCCACCAUAUUUCGCACAUUCAAUACCACACUUCCCACCCAAUUAAAGCGUAUUCCUGACGGCGAGCCCGGGAAUCGAGGGAACUUUGUCCACUGGCAACGAAGCGUUUUCUACAGAUACCCUUACUUGGUCCGCUCUCUAUAUUUCUCUCUAGCAAAGGAUCUAGGACCGAUCCCUAUUUCCCCGGAGAAAAUUCAACUCAUGCCUAGCGGAUAUGACGGUGCAGCCAUCAAUUCAUAUGCUACAUUCUGUAGACUUCGAGAUGAUGCUACUAUACCGAUGGGAGUGAAAUUCCAGGUUUCGCUUCCUACACCGAUUAAUGUUCUUCAUGUAUCGAUAGAGCCUGCUUUUCAAGAAGCGCUUGAACCGGUCUAUACAAAGGCUUUUUUGAAAACUGUUCGUCAUAUUCAAGAAGAGAUUCCCACAGAAGAUUUAGCAAUUCAGUGGGACGUUGCUGUGGAGUUUGCAUUUCUGGAAGGGAUCGUAUCACCUCCACCACAUGUAAGUACAGUUGAUUGUUUAUUCCAUGCUCCUAGUUCCGCUGGCUCUGUAGGAGCCAAUCAUCUCCCGUUUCGACCUACUGGACAAGUACUAACUCAAUGUUCCAGUGGAUCAUGGCCUUGCAAGACAGUAUCGUCAAUCGCGUUCUUCAAUUGGCGGAUGCUAUAAAUCCAUCCAUCGAACUGGGCUUCCAUUUCUGCUACGGUGAUCUUGGACAUCAACACUUCACGCAGCCGAAAGACAUGAGCCUAUUAGUCGAUACUGCGAAUCGAGUCUUGAGCGGCACAAGAAAGAGAAGAUCUGUGAAUUGGGUUCAUAUGCCUGUACCCAAAGAUCGUAUUGAUCGCGAGUAUUUUGAACCAUUGAGGGACUUGCAAAAGAAUGACACAGAGUUGUAUCUGGGACUUUUGCAUCAGGAUGACCUUGACGGAACGAAAAUCGGAAUAGAAGGGCAAGUGAAUUUGUGAAAGAUUGUGGUAUCGCGACAGAGUGUGGUCUAGGCCGUGCGGAUGCGGCAGAGUUGGAGAGUGUUUUGGAGAUUGCAAGGAGAUUACAGAAGAACAAAAUGAAGGUGUUAAAUGUGAUAUAUAAAGGUAAGUGAAGAAUGAUUGUUUUGGUGAUAUGUAGAUAUUACAAAUAGCAGGGCUUGACUUCAAACACUACAUAUUCGUAUGUUUAGUUUAGUACUUGUACACCAAACAGAUCAUUGUUUGAAUUCGAGUUUCUUUAUGAGACAUGGAUCGAAGAAGGUUGAAAGACCGCUUGUUUGGUAUUGUACACAUGACGAAAAAGAUAUGUUCCAUUGACCAGCAGAUACUCAAGUUUUGCUUGGGAAUGGCGAGUGUGGUAAAUACAGUUAA